Messenger RNA from Mustela erminea (ermine), 1667 nucleotides. It is a transcript of the gene CDIP1, whose product is annotated as cell death inducing p53 target 1. Gene Ontology annotation, biological process: tumor necrosis factor-mediated signaling pathway; intrinsic apoptotic signaling pathway in response to DNA damage by p53 class mediator. The transcript has 7 exons. Lineage: Eukaryota; Metazoa; Chordata; Mammalia; Carnivora; Mustelidae. Bases 236 to 862 code for a protein of 208 amino acids. Gene Ontology annotation, molecular function: zinc ion binding. The record is from RefSeq and is a predicted model, not a curated record.
UCAUGGCUCCGCCCCUCGCCCUGACGCCCUGCUCCAAGGCAUACCCGCCUCCUUCUGACAGACGCGCGACGGCGAGCUGCGGAGGUGUUCGUUCCUGCAGCUGCGGCAGCCGUGGGUGCCGCGGGGACGAACAGGUCCCUAGAGCCCUGCGUGUCUGCUCCGGCUGGCAGUAGAAGGAGCCUCUCCUGCCUUCCCCUUCUGAGUACCUGGGAUUUGAGAUCCAGAAGCAGCAAAGAUGUCCAAUGAGCCACCCCCUCCUUAUCCUGGAGGCCCCACAGCCCCCCUUCUGGAGGAGAAGAGUGGAGCCCCACCGACCCCAGGCCGCACCUCCCCAGCUGUGAUGCAGCCUCCUCCGGGCAUGUCGAUGCCCCCCACAGACAUUGGUCCCCCACCCUAUGAGCCACCGGGUCACCCAAUGCCUCAGCCUGGCUUCAUCCCCCCGCAUAUGAAUGCAGAUGGCACCUACAUGCCUCCAGGUUUCUACCCUCCUCCAGGCCCCCACCCACCAAUGGGCUACUAUCCACCAGGGCCCUACCCACCAGGGCCCUACCCUGGCCCUGGGGGCCACACCGCCACAGUCCUAGUUCCCUCAGGGGCUGCCACCACAGUGACAGUACUGCAGGGAGAGAUCUUCGAGGGCGCCCCUGUACAGACAGUGUGUCCCCACUGCCAGCAGGCCAUCACCACCAAGAUCUCCUAUGAGAUCGGCCUGAUGAACUUCGUGCUGGGCUUCUUCUGCUGCUUCAUGGGGUGUGAUCUGGGCUGCUGCUUGAUCCCUUGCCUCAUCAACGACUUCAAGGAUGUGACGCACACAUGCCCCAGUUGCAAAGCCUACAUCUACACGUACAAGCGCCUGUGCUAACGGAGCCGGGACUGGACUCCGUGCUCAGGUACUGCAGCAGGAGCAGCUAUGGCACUGGACUGGGACAGGCCAGGGACAAGGAAGGAGCAGCCCCUGGUGGAAGUGCCCUGGUGGACACCUGCCCUGGGCCUGAGCCCACACUGUAUAUCGUGAAUGGUUUGUCUGUGAAUUCGCUCAUGUGGACCGCUGUAUCCUGCUGCCGCCCCUCUCCUGGUCUCGCACUGCCACUGCAUGGCCUCCUGUCACUGUGAAUCAUGGCUGGUCUCAGUUUGUAGUUUCUCAUUAAAUUGGCCCUUUCACUCCCCUGCCCGGGGCCUCUGCUCUCUUGGCUGGCUUCCUUCUUUGAUGGAAAGAGGGUGGGGGCUAGAAGUGGUCUAAGGCUUGAGUCCUCAGGGUCUUUGUGCUUGUGCUGCACUGACUGCCCAGGGAUGACAAUAUCUGAUUAAACCACACCCAAACCCAGCGUGGACAACCCGUGGGGUUCUACCUAUGACUGGGCCAGGGUAGGAUUUGGCUUUCACUGCACUCAAAGAGCACCUUCCUCUCUCUGACACCGGUUUCACCCAUCUCCACGCCAUGGCAUCUCCCCACAUCGUCUGCAGGCUGGAGCCCACUGGCUUGAGCUCAGGGUCACCCCGCCCUGCAGGCAAAUACCCUUGCUCCCUUAAGGAAGACAGAGUCACUGGGGCUGAGGCCUCUGGUCCGAAGGCUAAUGGGGGCAGCCAGUCAGCCCCCAGGUUCUGAGCCAGCUCCCUCCCUACCCCUUAUCUGAACUGUGAAAAUGGGUAGGCUUGGCCAGUAGUUG